CAUCACUCAUCACUCAUCCACCAGCUGUCUUUUCCAAAUAUCAUAAAUUUUAUAUACCCAAAAAAAAAUGACUUGGAAGAAAAUGCAGAGAGAACACUCAGACACAACACAGCAGAGCCAGCAAGCAAACUCCAACAAAGUUCCCAACCCCAAUCCCCUUUGAAAGCAAAAGGGUGGCUAGCUUUUGCUCCUCAUGCCCCGCGAUGAUAGACACUUUGUCUAGCUAGAUAGCACCCUUUUAUCUACCAUCACACCGUUCUUCUUCUUCUUCUUCUCUUUCUCUUGCCCGUGUGUGUGAGAAGAAACCCAACCUUGUAGCUCUUCCUUUAUCAAUCAUUAAUAUUAAGGAAUAUGGAUCUGUGACUGAUGUAGCUUCAAAUUAAGGGGCUAAUCGAGGUGUUCAGAUCAAGACACGCAAACAAGACGAAAAGAAAAGAAGCAGGUUUGUUUUUUCUCGUACGGUUAUACGAGAAAGAGAAUUUUGUUUGAGUGGAUAUGGCAACGUACUUUCAUGGCAGCACUUCAGAAACCCCUUCCUCCGCUGAAGGGUUGCAGACACUUUACCUUAUGAAUCCAAACUACGUAGUACCGUACUCUGACGCGGCACAACACCCAACGCAAAACAUGCUCCUCGUCAAUCCCAACAAUAACACUAGUAACACUAGUUCCACUUCCACCAACGCGCUCCACCUUGGUAACUUCUCCCACGCGCCGCCACCUCCUUCUCCCAACAACAACCGUGAACACCAUCAUCAUCACCUGACUGGGGUUACCAUUCCCUCUUCAAACUUCCUCCUAUCCAACGCCGCCGCCGACCCUGCUCGAUCGUCGUUCCUCGGGCAACAUGAAUUCUCCGGUUUCCACAGUAGUGCUGCCGCCACCACAAGCACGGCGGCGGCAUCUCGUGGUAACAACUAUAACCUAUGGGGUUCCAUAUUUGAUCAGUCUGCGUCGAAUAUCAUGACAUCAACUACACACACCCCAUCUAGUAACAUGGGGUGUGUCAUCGGUCAUUCGACGCAGAUUGGUUUCCACAGGCCUAAUCAUUUGUCAUUGAGCCUUUCUUCACAACAAACACCAUAUAGUUCUCUCUCGGGGGAGACUCAUGCUAUUUCUCUGGCGAACCGAGGCGGCGGCGGCGAUGAUAUGAGGGGUAUGCACAAUGGAGUUUCUAGCAUGCAUAGUGUUUCUUUGGGUUCUAAGUAUUUGAAAGCAACACAGGAGCUUCUUGAUGAAGUUGUGAAUGUGGGCAAGGGAAUCUUCAAAGGGGAGGAAUCUAUGGAAGGGGAUAAGAAAGAGAAGAUGAAAGGGAAUAUUGAAUCCACUUCUUGGGUUGGUGAUGGUUCGAGCUGUGGAGGAGGGGAGAAUAAUAAUAAUAAUGAUGGAGGCAAACAAGGAGUUGAACUCAGCACAGCACAGAGACAAGAGCUUCAGAUGAAGAAGUCAAAACUUGUGACCAUGCUAGAUGAGGUGGAGCAAAGGUACCGACAGUAUCACCACCAAAUGCAAAUUGUGAUAACAUCAUUUGAGCAAGCAGCGGGUGUUGGAGCUGCAAAGUCUUACACAGCCCUUGCGUUAAAGACAAUCUCAAAGCAAUUUCGGUGUCUCAAAGAUGCAAUCUCUUCACAAAUAAAGACCACGAGCAAAACCUUAGGUGAAGAUGAUUGCUUGGGAGUUAAGGUAGAAGGUUCGAGGCUUAGGUAUGUUGAUCAUCAACUGAGACAACAACGUGCAUUACAACAGCUUGGAAUGAUCCAACACAAUGCUUGGAGGCCCCAAAGAGGCUUGCCUGAACGUGCUGUUUCUGUUCUUCGAGCUUGGCUUUUUGAACAUUUCUUGCACCCUUAUCCUAAGGACUCCGAUAAGGUUAUGCUUGCAAAACAAACUGGACUUACUCGGAGCCAGGUGUCUAACUGGUUUAUAAAUGCCCGAGUUCGGCUAUGGAAGCCAAUGGUAGAAGAAAUGUACUUGGAAGAGGUAAAACAAGAACCAAACAAUAGCUCUCAGGAUAACACCACAAAAAGAUCAAAAGAAUCAAGCAAGGAGUUAUGGUCAGAAGCUAAUGCUACUGCACAGGAAUCUGGUGCAAUGAGACUUGAUCACAUUAACAUUCUCCAAUCAAAAGCAGAAAGCUUCAACAACAACAACAACAACCAAACCACUUCCCCAACAGAGAUCUCUAAUAAUUCCCAUAAUUCACUCCAAUCAGCUGGUUUCCAUCUUGCUGACAUGCAAAGCCCAAACAAGCCAAUUAGAAGCACUUCUGAAAUGCAGAACUCUCCAGGUAGCAUUCUUUCAGUGGACAUGGAAAUGAAGCCUCGUCAUCAUGGAGAGACAAAUAAUAAUACUAUUAUUACUAGAGAAGGCAACAACAACACAACAAAGUUUGGCAUUGAAAGCCAUGGUGGUGGUGGUGGUGGUUUUGGAGCAUUUCCCAAUAUGGAAGACAUUGGAAGGUUCCAUCAUCAUCAUCAUCAUCAUCAUCAUGUCACUGAUCAGCAAUCACUGGCUCCUAGGUUUCAUGGAAAUGGUGUUUCUCUCACUCUUGGACUUCCACACAGCACUGAGAAUAAUAAUAACCUUUCCCUCUCAGGAACUACUCAUCAACAUGGAUUCCUCUCACAGAACAUGCACUUGGGAAUGAGAUCAACAACCAAUAAUGCGAAUAAUGAGUUUUGUGGUGCCAUCAACACUACUCCACCUUCUAAUUCUCACUCAGGCACCAGUUAUGAGAGCAUUGACAUUAUUCAAAACAGAAAGAGAUUUGCUGCGCAGUUGUUGCGGGAUUUCGUGGCCUAAAAGAAUUGAUAAUUAACUAGCUAGCAAGGGUAAUUAAUCAAUGAAGAUACCCCAUGAAGGAAUUGUUUUUUAUUUUAUUUUUUAUGUUGCAAUAUAUCCACAAAACACAAUGCAGUUCAGAGUGUUAACUUAGCAGAAAAAUAGCAACAGGAGAGAACAAAAAGGAAAAAGAAAAGAAAUGGACAAGAAUGUGUGAUAACUUGCUCCAUGUAUAAAGAUGGAAACUGGUUUAAGAUUAUGAACUUGCAGAAAUUCAGAUUUACAUGUUCUGAAGUAGUUUAAUUCGAGGAUUCAAGUUGAGUUGGGGAAGGUGUAUUUUUAUAUAUGGUAUUGGAAAGUACAGCUAGCUAGGUACAUACAAAGAUUUGAAUGAUUUGUUUGGAUAGGUAAUAUAUAUAUUGGAUUUCAAGUUAUGCCUUAA
Molecule: messenger RNA, 3220 nt
Organism: Glycine soja
Lineage: Eukaryota; Viridiplantae; Streptophyta; Magnoliopsida; Fabales; Fabaceae
Product: BEL1-like homeodomain protein 1
Exons: 6
Coding region: 496-2799 (767 amino acids)
Biological process (GO): regulation of transcription by RNA polymerase II
Molecular function (GO): DNA-binding transcription factor activity, RNA polymerase II-specific; RNA polymerase II cis-regulatory region sequence-specific DNA binding
Source: RefSeq, a predicted model, not a curated record